UCUCUCGCUCUGUGUGUGUGUGUGUGUGUGUGUGUGCGGAGAGGGAUUACCAUUACGCGCGUAAUGCGGAGCACAGUCCCUGGUGAAGCAUUAGUCGGGAGCGGACAUUCGGCGACAUAAACAGUCCAGUCAUUACAGCUGAAGACUUGCAUCGCUGCAGCGCGUCACAUGGUUUCAUUUAACUGUGUGUUUUAUUCGAUUGGAUGACUGCGCCAACGUGAAAGUCAAAGAUGCGCACGGCUGAACAAAGGAUUUAGGGGGGGAAACGACAAAGAAACUCUCGCACAUUUCAAUCCUGACACCCGGGUGUCUUUAUAGUCUCUCCAGUGUGGACUUGCCGGAGCUCAGGGUUAAUGCCAACACCGCGUCUGAGGACCACGGGCACGGGCUGAAUAACCGGGCUCCUCCGGUUUGGAACCUGGAGCAGGAGGAAUCCGAUCGCGUCCAUGUGGAUGGAGAGUGAAAAGGCAAACGCGCCUCGCUCCGAAAUGUGACAUUAUUAUUCGAUCUACCAUUAACCCUCACAACUGUGCGACCGUCUUCGUUCUUGAUCGGAUUUGUUUACAUCGUUAAAGAAAUGGCGUUCCUCCCGAUUGUCCUGCUGCUGCUGACUGUUGCUCAUCACGCCAGGAGUCAAGAUGCCACUAAUGAGGUCACUCCAAGGGGCUGUGGCAUCGGCUUUAAGGAACCCUACAUCCUCCUCUGUGACAUGGACGCAAUGUGGGGUAUAGCUGUUGAAGCUCUGGCUGCUGCUGGGACAUUAGUUAGCAUCAUAAUAGUCCUAGUCCUGCUGGGCCGUUUAAGCCACAUCAGUGAGGCUGAGAAGCGCAGCGGCGUGGGACCAAUCCUCCUGCUGCUCCUCGGCGUACUUGGCUUAUUUGGCCUGAGCUUUGCUUACCUGAUCACACAAGAUCAGACAUUAUGUCUGGUCCGUAGAGCCCUGUGGGGCCUCUUCUUUGCUGUCUGUUUCUCAUGUUUGUUGGUGCAAGGUAUUCGUCUGCGAAGGCUUGGUCAGGAGCAUCGAAGCCCUGGAGGCUGCACCCUCACUGGCCUGGCACUGGGAUUGAGUGCUGUGCAGGGCAUCAUCGCAGCGGAGUGGCUACUUCUCACCGUGCUGCGGGAGGGACAAGAUGCCUGUCAGUACACACCUAUGGACUUCGCUCUUGCCUGCAGCUACGUGCUAACACUCCUAUUGGCUGCAAUGACUGCAGCCGCCAUAGCCCUGUGUGGGAAGACACAGCAGUGGCGGCGCAAUGCCGUUUGGCUGCUGGUGUCCUGCGGGCUGUCAGUGCUGCUGUGGGUGACCUGGGUGGGCUUCUAUCUGUAUGCAAAUGCCUGGCUAAACAAGGCCCCGGCCUGGAAUGACCCGACACUAGCCUUUGCUUUAGUAACUCAGGGCUGGUUGCUGAUAAUCUUUCAUGCCAUCCCUGAAUCCAAAAACUGCCUGAUACCCCCUCCGCAGCCAAGUGCACCCAAUUACUUUGACACCUCCCAGAAUUCAACACGAAGGAGGGGGACCAGCUUUGAUGAAGACAUCCCUCUCUCUCACAGACAGUUUGUGGAGAACCAGGGCUAUGGAUACAGCGACGAGAACACUGCAGGCUUGAGGAGCAGUGGUGGUGCCAGCCAACACAAUAGUAACACUGCUGCCAGACCCAGCGCACCUUUCCGCAGCAACGUCUACCAGCCCACUGAGAUGACCAUGAUCCUGAAUGGGGGAGCGGUGAGUACAUCCUCCCAGUCACAGGUGCCCUCCGCUCCGCCGACCUACACAGGGAGGCAGCUGUGGUGAGUGACAGGAACUGGGAAGAGAAUAUGUUGUAGAAAAUGAAAAAAAGAAGAAGAAGAAGAGGAUGAGCGGGUGUUGAGGGAGGAGUCUGGGAUGAAGGGACCACCUGGUUGGAUUGGACAUGGAUGGCAAUAGGGCACUAUCACUCUGUGUACAGACUUUAACACUGACCGUGUGCCAAUCAACGACUAUGAUGUAUGGGCGUGUGUGUGUAAGAAAACAGGGUAUGGAGGACAGAGCUAAAGCUCAUAGAGCACACACACAUCCCUCUCCCUCUCUUGGGUGUACAAACUUAAAGUGUGACCAGAAAAUUGCAAAAUAAAACACAUGCCAACUCAGAUCAGAGAAUAUCAACAUGCAGUAUUCUUUCUUUUUGCUUUUUUUUUUUUUUUUAUGUUUUUUGAAUUUACUUCCCUGAGACUGGAGCACUGUAAGCAUCCAUGAAAACUGUGAAAAAUAAAUCACUUGCUGCUGCUCCAUCUCUCUCCCUGACGGUCAGUAUGUCUUCUCUGCUAAGCCUCACGUUGCUGCUGCUCAAGUAGAAACAUUUUGCUCUGUCCUCCAUCCAUCCACAGCAUAGGUGAAGACAUAGCACAUGGGCAACUGUACAGCUUGAGCACUGCCUGCUUAAAAAAAAAAGAAAA
Solea solea (common sole) is the source of this 2433-nucleotide messenger RNA. RefSeq names its product G protein-coupled receptor, class C, group 5, member Ba (gene gprc5ba). Gene Ontology annotation, biological process: G protein-coupled receptor signaling pathway. Gene Ontology annotation, cellular component: extracellular exosome; plasma membrane; intracellular membrane-bounded organelle. The record is from RefSeq and is a predicted model, not a curated record. The coding region runs from base 578 to 1792 and encodes 404 amino acids. Gene Ontology annotation, molecular function: protein kinase binding; protein kinase activator activity; G protein-coupled receptor activity. The transcript is spliced from 4 exons. Lineage: Eukaryota; Metazoa; Chordata; Actinopteri; Pleuronectiformes; Soleidae.